Ceratitis capitata (Mediterranean fruit fly) is the source of this 3485-nucleotide messenger RNA. It is a transcript of the gene Eaat1, whose product is annotated as excitatory amino acid transporter 1. Gene Ontology annotation, biological process: L-glutamate transmembrane transport. Gene Ontology annotation, cellular component: plasma membrane. The transcript has 11 exons. NCBI's taxonomy places the organism in Eukaryota, Metazoa, Arthropoda, Insecta, Diptera, Tephritidae. Bases 681 to 2117 code for a protein of 478 amino acids. The record is from RefSeq and is a predicted model, not a curated record. Gene Ontology annotation, molecular function: neutral L-amino acid transmembrane transporter activity; L-glutamate transmembrane transporter activity; glutamate:sodium symporter activity.
GCGUAAGUAACAAGUUGUACGUUUCGCUGAGAACUCAACACGACCGACUGUUGCUAUAAAUAUAAUAAUUAAUAGAAAAUCGGUGCGACGCUCCUGCUUUGACAAUUUAUUUAUGUGCAUAUUCAUCACAUAUGAACAUACAUACAUAUGUAUAUUGCUUACAUAUGCAAUUAAAAUAAAUAAUUACGUAUUAGCAAAAACCAUAUGCGGUGGAGUAAAUAAUUCAUAAAUAUAUUACGCGUUUUUGAAAAAAAAAAAUCGCGCGGAACAAACGUGCUUUUUCAUGUUUUUAUUUUCUUGUGUACCAUUUACAGCUCGAAACGUGUGCUUUAGCUGAUUUACAACAGUUAUUGUAAUUAAUUGAUUGUUAAUAUUGCUACCCGCUUACGCGUGGAUUUAACGAUCGUAGCCGCACAUCAAAGGUGUUCAUAACAUAACGUGGUGGUGUUUGUGUGUGUGCUUAAGUGCGCGCUUAGAUGUGUGUGUACUUUUGAUCCUUGCACACAUCGCUGAAAAGCAACAGUUUCUAGUCCAUAUAGAAAAAGAAAAACAUAAAAAAUUGGAACAAAAAACCAAAAACCAAACUCGGUUCUGCCAAAUUUUACUUUUUUGCAACAACUUCUUUAAUAGUUGUUUAAGUAAUAAAAGGAUAUACAUAAAUAUAUAUAAAUAUAUACAAAAUGACGCGACCGAAGGAGGAUUCAAAAUUCAAAGCAUUCCUGCGGGAGAACUCGCUAACUAUGCUAACUGUGACCGGUGUGUUCCUGGGCGGUUUAGUUGGCUUCAUCAUCAAGAACAGUACUGGCGAUUGGACGAAGCGUGAGAUUAUGUACAUAUCCUUUCCUGGUGAACUAUUCUUGCGCAUGUUAAAAUGUUUGAUUGUGCCAUUAUUGGUGUCAUCCAUCACGAGUGCCAUUGGUGGCCUCGAUCUCAGCAUGUCGGGGAAGAUAGCCAUACGCGCCAAUGCUUAUUAUUUCCUCACAACAAUUUCCGCCGUUGUUUUGGGCAUUUGCCUGGUAACAACAAUACGACCGGGUCAAGGUGCAAAAAUUGUCGAAGUACGCACUGAAUCCGUGGAUAAAGCAUCGAAAGUGCUGACACCCGAUACGCUGAUGGAUUUAGUGAGAAAUAUGUUUACAGAUAACAUUAUACAAUCGACAAUGUUUCAGUAUCGCACUGAAAUCUUCGAAAACACGAGCAUCAGUCCGCCAGUGCCCAUGGAAGAGUGGGAUUUCAAGUCGGCACAACGUGAGGGCUCCAACGUACUCGGUUUGGUUAUGUUCAGCGUAAUUUUGGGCACAACAAUCGGGCGCAUGCGCGAGAAAGGUCAAUUAUUGCAAGACUUCUUUACCUCCCUGAGUGAAGCCAUGAUGACCAUAACAUCUUGGGUUAUAUGGAUAUCACCACUCGGUGUAGGAUUUUUAAUAGCUGCGAAAAUUAUUGAAAUGGACUCGAUUACGGCAACGAUACAAUCUUUGGGUUGGUACUUUAUAACGGUAAUGUUAGGCCUAUUCCUGCACGGCUUUGGCACUAUUGCUGUGAUAUUCUUUUUGGGUACGGGUACAUUGCCAUACCGGUAUAUUGCUAAAUUAAGUCAAGUCUUGGCCACUGCCUUCGGUACUGGCUCCAGUUCGGCCACCAUGCCGUUGACAAUUAAAUGUCUCGAUGGCAUUGGCAUUGAUCCGCGUGUAACACGUUUCGUUAUUCCCGUUGGCGCGACAAUCAACAUGGAUGGCACAGCGUUGUAUGAAGCGGUGGCAGCUCUCUUCAUUGCUCAAUAUCGUGAGAUGAGUUAUUCUUUUGGUAAUAUUGUUGCGGUCAGUAUCACGGCUACGGCAGCGUCGAUAGGUGCCGCGGGUAUACCACAAGCCGGUCUGGUAACUAUGGUGAUGGUGUUGGAUACUGUGGGACUGGAACCGAAAGAUGUCUCCCUGAUCAUUGCUGUCGAUUGGUUAUUGGAUCGGUUCCGUACUACCAUCAACGUCAUGUGUGAUGCAUUGGGCACCAUAUUGGUCAACCAUCUGUCGAGAAACGAUUUGCAGAGUGUUGAUCGGUUGAAUGCCGAACCACAUGAGCUCCUCGAACUCGGUGCGAAUGGCCAUGAAACGAAAGAAUGAAGACGAACCCUGCCUACCCCUCCCCGUAUAAAACCGAAACCUAAGCCAACGCACGAUACACACCGUUAAGGACUGUUUUGCAUAUUUUAAAGCAUUGCGACGCAUAAAUGUAACGGUGUGUGUGUAGAUCCAUGCGCGUGGCAUGCGUAACAUAAAAGUCAUAACGAUACAUCGCUCUUUGGUGCUUCUGUCUAUGUUUCAACAGAAAUUCUAAACUUUUGUGCUUCCAAAGUACAAAAACACCGAAUUUAUUUAUACAUGCAUACAUAUGUAUGUAUGUUUGUAUUAAGAAAGUGGAUUUUUUUUUCGAAAAAAAAAAAUAUAAAUGGUGAAAAGAUAUAUUUUCAAAAAUAAAAGUCUAUGGAGAUAUACGUUACCGAUUCGAGUUCAAAAAAUAGUAUUUUCAAAAAUUGGUUACAUUAAUAAUAAAAAAAAAAACAUUGUAAAUAAAGACGAAUUUAAAAUUUUUUUCUAAAAUUAAAUAAAAGAGUUAUUAAUUAGUUUAAUUAAAAUAAAUAAAUUUAAUAAAUAUAAAUUUAACAUAAAAAUAUUUAUAAUGCUCAGUAUGUAGAAAAAGAAAACAGAAAGAAGACAUCAGAACAUAUUAAAAUUAUAUAGAAUUUUGUAAAUGUUUAGAUCUAGGGCAUUGUUAAAUAUCGAUUUAGACGGGAAAUGUUAAAUUAUAAUAGAAGGCCAGUUAAUUAUACUCAAACAUUGAAAUUGUUUACAUUCAAUGAAAAAUUAUUGUAAUAGAACAAAUAUAAAGAUGUACGUUUUUUGACUUAUCUUCUUAGUAUCAGCAUUUACUUUAUUUCUGUAAGCAAAUACAUAUACACGUACAUAUAGCAAAAUAGUAUGGAUAUACUUCAAUUUGUAUUUAUACAAUAAAAAAUCACUCGCCAAAAAUAUAUGCUGUUUUCAAAAAAUAUACAAAUAUAUAGUUGAUUCAAAACAAAAAGUAUAAGUAAAAAUCAAAAUAAAAAUAUUCAAAGAUUAAGUUAAGUGUUAAAGUGUAUAACAUACACAGCAUUCAACCAUGCAGUUCAAAUUUAACGUUUACCAAAAAUUUGCAAAGAAAUACUUGCCCAAAAAAUAUAUUUAUAAAAUAUUAUAAUAAAUAAUUAGUAAAUAUUACCUUACUCGACGUAAAUACAAAAGUAUUUUCCCUUAAAAAUUGCAACCAAAAACCAACCGCUCACAUGAAUCCAUAUACAUACAUAUAUGAAUAACGAGUAAUUUUACAAUUGUUAUUAUUAACAUUAUUAUGAAUGUUCGUAUUAAGAACUUGUAAAUACUUAAUAGUAUAAGAUCGAUUUAUGACAAUAAAGUACAUGCGUAUAAAUAAUACAAUAUACAUACACAUACACA